Messenger RNA from Osmerus eperlanus (European smelt), 10994 nucleotides. It is a transcript of the gene spega, whose product is annotated as striated muscle enriched protein kinase a. Gene Ontology annotation, molecular function: ATP binding; protein binding; protein kinase activity. Gene Ontology annotation, biological process: protein phosphorylation. The transcript is spliced from 43 exons. NCBI's taxonomy places the organism in Eukaryota, Metazoa, Chordata, Actinopteri, Osmeriformes, Osmeridae. The record is from RefSeq and is a predicted model, not a curated record. Bases 1 to 9810 code for a protein of 3269 amino acids.
AUGAACUCAUUUUGCUUCCACAAACCUGGAACCCCCUUUGCCCUCGCCUCCUCUUCAGCCCUAGUUAAAUUUCUGGUUUCCAGUGUAGGAAAUGCUAGCAGUGCUAUCACAAUGAAGCCUAAGCUUGCACGCACUGCUGGCACCAAGAUCUUUGACAAGGUCCGGGUGUUUGAGGAGCGGCGAGGGAGCAGCGUGGAGCUCCCUGGUGGGCCGGGACCAGGGUCAGCAUCGGGCCAGUCCUGGGCCAGGUUCGGCCGGAAGGCGUCCUGCGAUUUAGACGACAGCGGCCAACAGAUGGGGGGUUCGGGAAAGGAGGAUGGGGCGCGACAGGAGGCUUCUCAGCGCCGCUCUGUGUUCAAGCAGCAGAGGGCAUCAUCUUUGGAGGACCAGAAAUCCAGCUACGCCCAGAGGGUUCAGAGCUUCCAAAGCAAAUUCACAGAGGAGCUCCAGAGGAUCAAGAAGCUGGUGGGGAAACCCAACCUGAAGAAGGCCUUCUCCACAGAGCAACUGCCCCAAAAGGAGAGGCUUUCCAUGGGCAAGCUGGAGCCUAUCCCCCCUCAGGUGGUGAGGAAGCUGGAGGAGAGAGAGAGGGCCCUUGAGCAGAAGAGAGAAGGAAGGAGAGAGGACGAAAGACUGUCUCCACAAUCCAAAGAGAAGGUUCUAGAUGAUCAAAGGGAAUUUCCCAAACAGGAGAAUGUACCAGAAUCUCACACAGAAACUGAGAGGGUGUCAGUGGUUAGUGCAACACCGCAAGCUGUGGGUAAAAUCUCUGUUUCCAUGGAGACUGCACCGGUUUACCAGUUGCCAGGGCAACCAUCAUUAGUAGAGGAGCAGAAAAGCCCAACCAGGGAAACCCUCCAGAGCUCAUCAAGGGAGAGGACUCCUUUCACAGCCCAGAAGCCAGCAUCUGUUACCCCGCUGCCCAGACCUCAGUCCCCUUCCAGUGACCUGGACCAAGCCCAAGCCAGAAGAGAUCCCAGGAUGGAGCACAGGUCCCCCAGCCCCACACCCCAGGGACGACCCCUCACCACUGUCAACCCCUCCAGGCCUCCAAGGCUCACCCCAUCCCCUACCAUUCCUGGCAGUCCUCUGGUGAAGCGGAGAAAGAGUGAGACAGGCAGGGGCUCUCCUGCCCUGAAGCUGACCAUCCCCACCAUCCUGCUGGAAGACCAGCCGAUGGAGGAGGAGGAGGAGGAUGGAGGGAAGAAGGAUGGAUGGAGGAGGACGGAGACUGGGAAAAAGAAAAAGCGGUGCAUCAAGAACAAAAGAAGGUCUCCAAGGUCUCCUGAAGAAGGGGACUCAGACGACUCUUACAUGUCAGCAGACGAGGGCCCCGUCGAAGCCCCAGAGUUUGAACGACCCCUGAAGGACAUGACCGCCCAGGCAGGGUCAGAGGUCAUCCUCAGAUGCAUCAUCACUGGCAGCCCACUGCCCACAGUGACAUGGAAGAAGAGCAACGUGGAGAUAAGGAGCAGCAUGUCGAUGGUGGUGAGGGCAGAGGGGGAGGUCCACUCUCUGGUGAUCAGGCAGAUGCGUCCCGGCGAUGCAGGGACCUACGGCGUCACAGCUGUCAACGCGGCUGGAAAGGCUUCCUGCAGCGCCACGCUAUACAUCAAAUCAGAGCCCACACAAGUGCAGUGUGGGAAACCAAUCUCUCCUUUGGAGGUCAGCAGCCCCAUCCAAUCAGACGAGGAGUACCUGAGCCCCUUGGAAGAGGUGAUGGAGGCGGGGCCUCAGAGUAAACAUGUUACCUUUAGAGAACCACUCUCCUUCCAGGUGUCUCUGACCGACCAGGUGGUGACUGAGGGUCAGGAGGUCACCAUGACGGUCAAAGUCAGAGGUCAACCCAAACCCGUCAUCUACUGGUUGAGGGACAAGGUCACUCUGAAGACGGCCGGACGCUUCGUCAUUCAGGAGACGGAGGACAACUGCGAUAGCUCCACCAGCGAGAUGAAAAUCACCUCGGCCCAGCGCUCAGACGCAGGGCCAUACAUCUGCAAGAUCAGCAACGAGUACGGAACCAAGCAGUGCGAAGCGAGGCUGGAAGUCAAAGUCCACACGGUCCAGAUGGUGUUAGCCAUCACCCAGCAGGUCCGUGACGUGUCAGUGAAGGCGGGAGAGUCGGCCAUGUUUGAGUGUCACAUGACUGGGCCCCAGGAUGUGGAGGUGGACUGGCUGGCCAAUGGGAAGCUGAUCCAGCCAGCGCUUCUCAACUGCAAGAUGCACUUCGAUGGGAAGAGGUGUCGACUGCUGCUUAACUCAGUACAUGAGGAUGAUAGUGGGACCUACACGUGUAAACUGAGUACAGUUAAAGAGGAGUUGACCUCCAGCGGAACCCUCAAGGUCACACCCUCCAGAGAGCCCAUGUUCACCAGAAAGCUGGACAUCCUAGAGGUCAUCGAGGGUCGCACAGCUCGGUUUGACUGCAAGGUCAGCGGGAUGCCACCACCCAAGGUCACCUGGAACCACUUUGAGAACCUGGUGGAGGAGAGUGAGAACUUGCGCAUCCUGCAGGAGGGUGGGCGCCACUCGCUGGUCAUCGCUCACGUGACCAGUGACACCGAAGGUUUCUACACGGCCAUCGCCCGGAACGUCCACGGGAAGGCGGACUGCGCUGCCGAACUCUACAUGCAGGAGCCGAGACAGGCCAUCUCCUUGCACAUGGCCAAGCUGGAGAAGAUGCCAUCCAUCCCAGAAGAGCCCGAGGUCCUGGAGAGCGAGGUGGAGAAGAGGACCAUGCCAGACUUUGUCAAACCCCUGUCUGACCUGGAGGUGAUUGAGGGGAAGGAGGCUGUUCUAAGGUGCAAGGUAGCGGGCCUGCCCUACCCGACCAUCGCCUGGUACCACAACGGCAAACGCAUCGACAGCACAGAGGAGCGCAAAAUGACCCAGUACAGGGAUGUCCACAGUCUGGUGAUCAGGAGUGUGUGUCACGCCCACAGUGGCGUCUACAAGAGCGUCAUUUCUAACAAACUGGGCAAGGCUGCGUGCUACGCACACCUGUACAUAACAGAUAUUGUUCCUGACCCCCCUGACGGGCCACCAGUGGUAGAGUCCAUUACAGGGAAGACUAUAACACUGAGCUGGAAGAGACCAAAGAGACUUGACCCGUCUAUAGACUCCAGUUCCCUGCUCUAUGCUGUGCAGCAGCAGGCUCUGGGCUCUAUCCAGUGGACCCUCAUUGCCUCCAACCUGAGAGAGACCAGCUACACCGUCUCCUCGCUAUCCAAGGGUGUCCGCUACGCCUUCCGGGUCCUGACCGCCACCUCCAAGGUCCUCAGCAAGCCCUCACCCUCCACAGACCUGGUUCAGCUCAUGGACAGAGGUCCUUACCUGAGAAAAUCGCCAAUCAUCAUGGACAAACCAGAUAUAGUGUAUGUGGUGGAGAACCAAUCAGUGACCAUCACUCUAACGCUGAACCAUGUCCACGCAGUGGUCACCUGGAAAAGGCGUGGGGUGGUGUUGCUGAAUAAGCCAGGGAUGUAUGAGAUGAGCAUGCCUGAUGACGACCAGCACUCUCUCAAGAUCCAACGGGUCAGGAGUGCAGACACCGGCCAGUUGGUCAUCACGGCUGCCAACCAGUUUGGCAGCGACCUCUGCACCCUCCAGCUGGCUAUGGCAGUGCCUCCCAAGUUUGAAACCAUCAUGGAGGAUCUGGACGUCCAUGUAGGAGAAACGUCUCGCUUUGCAGUGGUGGUGGAGGGAAAGCCUGACCCUGACAUCCUCUGGUACAAGGACGAUGUACUCCUAUCAGAGAGCAGCCAUUUCACCUUUGUGUACGAUGAUGCAGAGUGUUCCGUGGUGGUUCUGAACGCCAGACAAGAAGACUCUGGGGUGUACACGUGUACAGCUAAGAACCUGGCUGGAUCCAUAUCCUGCAAGGCAGAACUCACAGUACACACAGAGAGGAAAAAAGUAGUGGAGCCAGUGGAGGACGAGGCGACCAUCCUGAGGAAAAUGAGGAGACUGACUGAUUACUACAACAUCCACAAGGAGAUAGGCCGGGGGGCCUUCUCCUAUGUGAAGAGGGUGGUCCAGAAGAAAGGAAAGUCAGAGUUUGCCGCCAAGUUCAUCUCGGCUCGGGCCAAGCGGAAGGCGUCUGCCCUAGGGGAGCUGAGCUUGCUGUCAGACCUGGACCACCAGAGGAUCCUCUACUUCCACGAUGCCUUCGAGAAGAAGAACAUGGUCAUCAUCAUCACGGAGCUUUGCCAGGAGGAACUGCUGGAGAGGCUGAGCAAGAAAACCUCAGUAAUGGAGUCUGAGAUCCGGUCCUGUAUCCACCAGGUGCUGGACGGUCUCAGCUAUCUCCAUCAGAAAGACAUUGCUCAUCUGGACAUCAAGCCUGAGAACAUACUGAUGGCAGAAUCUGCCAGCGACCAGAUCCGCCUGUGUGACUUUGGCAACGCCACAAGACUGGAGGCCAGCGAGACCCACUACUGCAAGUAUGGCACGCCCGAAUUCGUUGCCCCGGAGAUUGUUAACCAAACGCCUGUCUCCAAGGCAACAGACAUCUGGCCUGUUGGGGUGAUCACUUAUCUCUGCCUGACAGGCGUGUCUCCAUUCGCUGGUGAGAAUGACCGGAGCACGGUGCUGAACAUCAGGAGCUUCAACGUGGCGUUUGAAGAGAGCAUGUUCAGCGGCCUGUGCAGGGAUGCCAAGGGCUUCGUCAUCAAGCUGCUCGUGUCUGACAGCCUGAGGCCUACUGCUACAGAAUGCCUUCGACAUCCCUGGUUCAAGUCCACCAACAACAAGAGUAUCCACACAGCCAUGCUAAAGCAAGUACAGUGUCGUCGACGGUGGCAGCGCUCUCUUAUUAGCUACAAGUCAAAGAUGGUAAUGCGCACCAUCCCAGAGUUGCUCAACGAUUCGUCAAGCCACAUCUCCAUUGCCGUGCCCCGCCACCUCAAGGAGGGCUCGCCUCCGCCCUCCUCGUCCUCCGACUCCGAUGAAGACGUGGACGAGCUGCCCUUCAUCCCCAUGCCCCUGUCCAUGGUCUUCUCGGGCUCCCGCGUCUCCCUCAACGAGUUGCCCGGGGACGAUGACCUCUCCUCUGCCGGACGCUCCAACGGGACAAUAGAGGGGGCAGGGUUAGCCCGGAAAAAAGAAGAGGAGCCUAUCCCGGCGGCCAGAAAUGAUGGUGGCAGUGUGAGAGGCAGGACGAGGAAGAGGAUCCCAACCAGGGAGGAAGAGGAGGAGGGGGCGUCUUCGGAAGAGGAGAAGACGGAAGUGAAGACGAGGAAAGUCCCCUUAAAGAAGGGAUCGAGCGUGGAGAUGGACGAGUCGGAAAGCAAGUCGAGGAGGCGGACGAUGAGAAGAGGCAGCUCGGCAGACUCCGCCCUGCUGCUCCACAUCGAGCCAGAGGAGGGCGCUGUGGAGGCGGACGCCAACCCAGCAGGCCAGAAGAAUCUGAAGAAGGCCGUGUCCAUGGAGCUGCCAGGCCGCAGCCCCAGCCCAGGGACAGCCAGGCUCAGCCAGGAGGACUACGCCUUGAAACUGGAGCUGAUGAGGCAGAGGCUUCUGAGGGGAGGGAACGCCGACAAGAAGAUGAGCGGACUCCGAGGGCCGCUGUUCGAAACGCUCGGGAUGGACGAUGAGAAGCGGACCAGCUCGCUCGACCGGAACCUGAGGAGAUCCAGGUCAGGUCAAGCCGCGGGAGCGCCACUCACCAGGGCUGCGUCCUCCGACGGCCCUCUGGAGGACACGCCAAAGACCAAAGUGUUCAGGAAAAGUACAUCGUUCACCCUGGGGGACUCAGAGCCCAUGCCCCUGCACCGGCGCUUCGGACGCCCGUUAGAGAUCCCCUCAGCAGGGCAGAGCAGUGGGACUACUGGGGCCGCUACGAAGCUCCAGGAGGCCACCUCCAUGUCAGCCAUGACAGAGCAAACCAAGCUGGAGUCCAGACCAGCAUCUCAAAGAGGGCCCCCUCCCUCCACCCUGCCUGGCCCAGAGAGAAAAGACCAACAGGCAGGAGAGGAGACUAGACCGCAGGAGACGGACAGAAGCCAGGAGGACAUCGCAGGAGAUGAAAGCACUGAGAGAGGGACCAAAGUCACAGAGCAAAAAAGAGGAGGUGUUAGAGAACCGCAGAGGGCUCCUUCCCAAGAGAGGUCUCCCUCUGUGUUAGCUCCCAUCGUCGUCAUAGAGGAAGAGGACCAUAAGGAAGACCAUAAAGAUGAAAAGGAGAUCAAAACGAGUCAAAAUGAUAAGAAAACGAGCAAGGGUUCCCCUUCCGGCUCGGCAAAAGAAAGGAAAACGUCAGCUUACGCUGACACCAUGCAGGCCAUCGUUGUGCCCUCCGGUAAACGAUCUGACGUCCAUGCUCCCUCCCGCACCCUCACACCCUCACCCUCCAAACCCACUGACACACCAUUGUCCCAUGAGCAUCCUGCUGUCUUUGCCAAGGUGGCGAUCAUCAGCGAACGCAGCCCUAGUGUCUCCUCCAACGUUUCCUCCUCCUCCACCGCGGUGCCGGACCGCCCCACCACGCCCCGCCAGCCCCUCCUCAGGACCGACAUCAAGGACAUAGACUCAGAGGAGGUGUUUGAGGCCCGAUUCAAGAAGCGCGAGUCGUCGCUAACCCGUGGCCUGCGCAGACUGACCAGGGCUAAGUCGGAGGAGAAGUCAUCCCCAGUGCUGGGGCGGAAGGCCGGGGAAGGCGGAGAAGAGGUGUACCGUCCAGGGGCCCUGGGGGCCCCUCUGGAGAUGGUGUCCGUUGGACUCCAAGAGAAGUCCAAGUCUGUGCAGGACUUGAGGGAGGUCGAGAAGGACCCGGGACUUGGCCUGAUUGGACGGUUCUCCAUGAGGGCCAAGAGGACGUCGUCUGUAGAUAAAAAGGAGGAGAAAACCAAAGAGGAGAAGAUCAAGGAAGAGAAACUGAAGGAGGUGGUGGAGCCCUCGGCCAGCAAGCGCAGAGUGACCUGGGCUAUUGGGCGCAGCAAGUCUCUGGACACAAAGGACCUUGACAGUGGCCAGCCAAUCAGGCAACAGGAGGAGAGAGAUUGCCGGAAGGUGGAUGACUCGUCUGUCUCCGCCAUGAGGCGAAAAUUUGAGUCCAAAGUGGCGAGUAUUUCCUCCAAGAUCAGGACCCAGUCAGAAGAAAGGAAGGAGAGGAAAGAAGAAAAGGAGAAAGAGAAAGGGAAAGAACAGCUUGGGGCACGUUUAGAAGAAGACACCAGCAAAGAGCAGGUAGAGAAAGAUCUUAAGAAGAUCAGUGAUUCGCCUGUCCUGGCCAUGAGACGGAAGUUCGAGAACAAGAUGGCUGUAAUCUCGACCAAGAUGAGGAGCCAGUCAGAGGAGAGGAAGGGUGGUGAGAUGGAGGGAGGGAAAAUGGAGGGGAAGAGAACUCCCCUGUUCUCGCGUCAUCGCCAUUCCCAUUCCGAGGGUGGCAGUCUGAGGGGUAUUGGCAUCCCGGAGAAUGAGCUGGCCAAACAGACGGGCAUGGAGGCGUCCAGGGAAUCCGUCAACUCCACGACAAGCAACCAGUGUGAGAAGGUCGCCUCCCACACCCCAGAGGUCGACCGGAGGUCACGCUGGGACAGGUGGGGUCUCAAUCGAAACAAGAAGGACAAGACCCCAUCUCAGACUGACCUGCCCUCCUCCUCAACCAAAGAGGAGGAGACCUCACGCAGCCAAUCGUCUUCUCGCUCGACCUCUGACUUCCCACCUGUUUUUCAUAUCAAGCUGAGGGACCACGUGCUAUUGGAGGGAGACCCUGUCACUCUUAGCUGCCUCCCUGCUGGCAGUCCCCACCCACAGAUCACCUGGUUGAAAGAUAAGCGCCCCCUUGAGUUGGACGAUCGUAUGAACCUGAUCUCGCACCCAGACGGCCGACAGCUGCUUACCAUCAUGAAGACGGGGAGGAGGGACGGUGGGCUGUAUGAGUGUGUCGCCACCAACACCCUCGCCACCAUCACCAGCUCCUGCACGCUAUCCCUCGCCUGUGUUCCUAAGCGACCAGGGACCCCUGAGGUCCCCCAGACCUACAACAACACAGCCCUGGUGCUAUGGAAGCCAGCUGACACCAAAGCCCCUUGCAGCUACAUCCUGGAGAGGAAGAUGGAGGGAGAUACUAACUGGUUGAUCAUCGCCACGGGUGUGGCUGACUGCUACUACAACGUCACAGACCUGCCUGCAGGGGGCGUGUUCAGGUUCAGGGUGGCUUGUGUCAACAAGGCAGGACAGGGGCCCUACAGCAACUGUUCUGACAAAGUCAGCCUGGAUGACACAGUUGGAGUAUCCUCACCAACAGUUGCCAUAGUAAAGACUGUACCCGCCCCCUUUGCUCCAAAUGUUUCCUCCUCAAUCACCACCCCCCCCCUCAAACCAAUCCAAAUGACACCCCAUUAUAAAACGGUGUCCUCCAUCUCCUCCUCCCCGCCUGCCUUCCCCCUUCCUCCCUCCACUCCUCCACCCUCUAACUCUUCCAGCACUUUAACUGAGACCUCCCCGGAUACACCCACAAACGUCACCACCCCGAUCCCCCCUUUGUCUCUCCCUUCUCCCCCCACGGUCAAACCCCCACCUCCCUUCGUCCUUCCCAAGCCCCAGAGCCCAGUCAAUGUGGUGCCCCCCAUGACCCAGACCCCCCCUACGUCCCCUCCUCCCCUGGUCAGCCCCCCUCCCACCCCCACCAAGUCCGUCAUGGUCUCCAUCCCUUCCUACGUACCUGCCACCACCGCCAGAGUGACCCCCACCCCCUUGGCAGCCCCCUCCUUCUCUCCCCAGGUGCUCCAAGUGUCCAGUCUCAGUCCCUUUGGGGAGGGGACCAGUACCCCGUCCAGAGGCACCCCAUCUGGCCGUACUACCCCCUCCACCUCCCUCCGCCAGGGGGUCCCUCAGAAACCCUACACCUUCCUGGACGAGAAGGCCAGGGGUCGGUUCGGGGUGGUCAGGGAGUGCAGAGAGAACUCUACUGGGAACAUCUAUAUAGCGAAGAUUGUCCCCUAUGACCAGGAGACCAAGCCAUUUGUGCUACGGGAGUACGACAUCCUUAAGUCUCUGCACAACGACAAGAUCAUGGCUCUGCACGAGGCCUACGUCACUCCACGCUACCUGGUCCUGGUGGCAGAGUACUGCACAGGCAAGGAGCUGCUCUACUGCCUUAUAGACAGGUUGAGGUACUCUGAGGAUGAAGUGGUGUGUUACCUGGUGCAGAUCCUGCAGGGUCUGGAGUUUCUUCACAACAGGCGCAUCCUGCACCUGGAUCUGAAGCCUGACAACAUCAUGGUCACUCACCUCAACGUGAUCAAGAUCCUGGACUUUGGCAGCGCUCAGAACUUCAACCCGCUGUCUCUGAAGCAGUACAACCCAGGGCUGGGGACUCUGGAGUACAUGGCCCCUGAGAUGGUGAGGGGAGAGGUUGUGGGUCCCACCGCAGAUAUCUGGAGCCUGGGGGUGCUUACUUACAUAAUGAUGAGUGGCAGACUACCUUUCCAGGAUAAGGACCCCCAGCAUACAGAAGCUAAGAUCUUGGCAGCUAAGUUUGACCCAACCAAGCUGUACCCCAACAUCUCCCAAAGUGCCUCCACCUUCAUUAAGAAGACGCUGAGCAGCUAUGCCUGGGCCCGUCCGACCACUAAGGACUGCUUCACCCAUGCCUGGCUCCAGGACUCCUAUCUGAUGAAGCUGCGCAGACAGACUCUGACCUUCACCACCGCCCACCUCAAAGAGUUCCUGGGGGAGGACGAACGCCGCCGUGCAGAGUCCUCCACCAAACACAAGGUUCUACUGCGUUCCUACCAGACCUUGCCACAGCUGCCCACCUCGCCCACACCCUCUCCACAACUACCUGGCACACCAGGUGCUGAGUGAGCGUCUGCUAGGGGCAAAGAGGGUUCAAUGGCAUCAAGACAAAAUCAAUCUCAAAGUGAAACAUCACUUCAUCGAGUCAUGGAAAAACAACACUGCUAAUGGAUAGUUGUCCAUUUGUGAUUUGUGAUGUUUUUAAAGUUCGUUUUACAUUUUCUGUUGACUUGAUUGGCAUGAUUUGGUUGUUUGAGGACAACUGUCUACUACCCUGAGUAUUCUCUGUGUAUGUGUCUGCAAUUUAGAACCACUCAGUUAACACAAAAUAUAUUACAGUUUGACAGAUUUGUUCAGCACAAUUAAACUGGGACAUUAUAUAUCUGCUUUUAGAGCACAGACUUGUUUUGACAGUUUGUAUAUUUGGUAGUGAUUAUGUAAAAGUACCAUAAUGUAUGCUAAUUUAUGCUGCUAAUUUAUGUUGCAUUUAUUUACAAUUUUUUUUAAAUGCAAAACCAAAAAGAAUUGUAAGUUUUCUCUCUUCCUGGAAUUGUAUGAGAAGUUUCCCUCUUUUUUAUGUUAAUUUAUUUGCAUGUGUGCAUUUCUUUGGGUUUAUGUUUCUGAAUUACUCCUGGAAAACUAAGCAACUAUACAAGAGCACCUUCAUGAUCAAUGUUUAUAGGAUGAUAAUAAUAAAUAUAACUGUGAUUUAGAAUUACUUAGGUCAGUCUGUGGUACAACAUGAAUGUCCUGUUAAAGUAAAGGUACUGAGGUUAAAGUUCUACUGCAAUCUUAUUUCACUAUUGAACGACUUCAACAAUGUAGAUAAAUAUCAAUGAGGUGUCAGUUGGACCACAGUUCUCCCUGGUGGUGGGUUAAGUUACUCUAGACUUGGUCACUCUGUUAGUGCCUCUAUCAGUUUCGAUGACGUGAAAACACAAAACUUUUAUUUUGUAAAUCCGUCGUCAUGGCUUAUUCACAAUAGGUGAUUUGUGCGUUUGACUCGUUAUUGACUUGUCAUAUCAUAAUAACUGAUACCAUCUCUUAUGGACGAAAACACUUACUUAUAUACUCGUUUUUGUGGUCAAAGAAAAACUCUUGUGAAUCUCUCUACACCAUACAGUGUUUCUCUUUUGUACAAAUUUGAAUGGCUGAAGAUUUGUAAAGGUAUCAAUUUGCUGUGUUUAUAAAGUGGAAAAGGUUUGAAAUGUUUUUAUGAAACAGUCUCUAAUAAAAUUAUUGACAUUAUUGCA